AUGUCCAGAGAGCAUCUCCCAUUACGAUUGCCUCGGGCUCUUCGAAGAAAUCAUGAGAACCGAGAGGAGCUCGAGGAGGCGGCGGCCGCGGGCGGCGGGGUUGGGGCGGGGGCCGGCGGUGGCUGUGGCCCGGGGGGCGCUGACAGCUCCAAGCCGAGGAUUCUGCUCAUGGGGCUCCGGCGCAGCGGCAAGUCCUCUAUCCAGAAGGUGGUGUUUCAUAAAAUGUCACCCAACGAGACCCUCUUUUUGGAAAGUACCAACAAGAUUUAUAAAGAUGACAUUUCCAAUAGUUCCUUUGUGAAUUUCCAGAUAUGGGAUUUUCCUGGGCAAAUGGACUUUUUUGACCCAACUUUUGACUACGAGAUGAUCUUCAGGGGAACAGGAGCGUUGAUUUAUGUCAUUGAUGCACAGGAUGACUACAUGGAGGCUUUAACAAGACUUCACAUUACUGUGUCUAAAGCCUACAAAGUUAACCCAGACAUGAAUUUUGAGGUUUUUAUUCACAAAGUCGAUGGUUUGUCUGAUGAUCACAAAAUAGAAACACAGAGGGACAUUCAUCAAAGGGCCAAUGAUGACCUUGCAGAUGCUGGGCUAGAAAAACUCCACCUUAGCUUUUAUUUGACUAGUAUCUAUGACCACUCAAUAUUUGAAGCCUUUAGUAAGGUGGUACAGAAACUCAUUCCACAACUGCCGACUUUGGAAAACCUAUUAAAUAUCUUUAUAUCAAAUUCAGGUAUUGAAAAAGCAUUUCUCUUUGAUGUUGUCAGCAAAAUCUACAUUGCAACAGACAGUUCUCCUGUGGAUAUGCAGUCUUAUGAACUUUGCUGUGACAUGAUUGAUGUUGUAAUUGAUGUAUCUUGUAUAUAUGGGUUGAAGGAAGAUGGAAGUGGAAGUGCUUAUGACAAAGAAUCUAUGGCAAUUAUCAAGCUGAAUAACACAACUGUCCUUUACUUAAAAGAAGUGACUAAAUUUUUAGCACUGGUCUGCAUUCUUAGGGAAGAAAGUUUUGAACGAAAAGGUUUAAUAGACUACAACUUCCACUGUUUCCGAAAAGCCAUCCAUGAGGUUUUUGAGGUGGGCGUGACUUCUCACAGGAGCUGUGGUCACCAGAGCAGUGCCCCCAGCCUGAAAGCGUUGGCACACAACGGCACACCGAGAAAUGCCAUCUAGCCUGAAUCCCAGUGGCUGGGGCUCUGUGCCAGCUCAUUCUCCACUCCAGGGUCAGAUACCACGUGCUACAGGACAUGGGAGUUGUCACUUGUGGGAGACUGGUGCCUGUCCCACUAGAGACAAGGGGGAGAAUUUCUCAUUCGGAUGAAAACCCUUCAAGCAGUGGUGUGCAUCUGAAACUAUUUCUUUUUUAAAAAAAAUGGCAAAAAAGAAUUCUAGAGACCACAGAACUCAAGCGUGUCUUUCUCCUCUUUGAGGUCCUACUUUAAGUAAUUGGGAUAAUUUGGACCUGGACAUAACACCUCUUGCCUGUCCUUACCAGGGACUGUUGCCAUUAAUUGCCAGAUGGAAAUAAUAGAAAGGACCGAUUUUUUUUAUGCUUCCCUUAGGUUUUCAUUUGAGUAGUCUCUAAAAAUUCUGCCUUGCUUAAGUUCUAACACUGCCUCUAGGAUUUCACUUUUGGACAUUGCACACCUGAGACCUUUAAAUGCACAUGCUUGCUAACUCAGAAGACACCUGGUCUGACUGCAGCACAGGAUAUUCCUGUUUUUGUUACUGAAGACAUGGGAAGAUUUUACACUGCAUUAGGUCAAGAACAAGGUCAACAGUGGCUGCUGCAUUGGUUCCCUUGAAGUAUUGAGGAAGAAUCUUUAGAACCGAAGAAAAAUUUUGCACCUAUGUUUUGGGUACCAGACAUCUGGGUUCUUUCACCUGCAUUGGGUAGAUGAUCAUGAUCCAUGUAACAGAGGGAAUUUGAAAAAUUUGUUGUCCUCAGGAUCUUCCUUUCAUGGGAGAAACUCAUUGUAUCAUUGAAAUACUUAGUCCACUUUUCUUCACACCUGAUACCAGCCGCUACAUACCUUUUUUUCUAAGCUAUUCUUUUAAGAACUGCUGUUUUGUUGAACAUGAUGACCGUAAGGCACUGGUGGACUGUCCAUUUGGAGUUGCAGAGAGCACAUGGUGCCACAACAUGUGUCGUUAAACAUGCUUCUCCAGUAUUCUGACACCGAGUGUCGCCUGUGGUACUUUCUUUGCCUCCUAUGCUAAUUCCCAGUUGUUUCUUUUUGUUGAUGAUUGAUACCCGUUCCGUUGAUUUAAACUUAUUUUUACUUCACAUACCCGGUAGUCAUCUAUUCCAAAGCCACUGGACCACUUCAGUACAUAAGUGCCACUGUUUUUUGGAGUACACGUGUUCAGGUCUGUAACCUAACAGUGUGACUUGGAGUGCUUCCUGCGGAUGAUUCUGACUGUUGAGUAUUUACAUGGACCAUGGUGAUAUCCAAAAGAAAAAUGCUUUUAUAUUUAUAGAUUAUUUCAUUGAAUUAUAUAAAAUGGGUAUCAAUAAAUGUAUUUACUCCAAAAGCAGUUUUUAUUUGCCUAAGGUGUGCAAGGGUUGGGUGAUGCAAUGUUCAGUUGUCCCACUCUGUCAUUGUAUCUAUUUUGCUGCCUCAUUUGGCCAACAUACCUCUGUUUGAGGACAUAAGAGUCUGUCCUGUUUGCAGGAAUUUUGUACCUGGGUCUAGAUAUUUCUUAUGCUCAGGGUAGGAGAUGUGUGACUAGUUAAAAGUUAGCUUUUGGUUUUGGUGUUUGAUACCAACAAAUCUCACACAUGGGAAUAUUCAGCUCUUGGCUGGAUUAUAUCCAUGCCAAGGUUAGGGUAAAGAGAUGUGUUAAGUGAGCACCAGGUAAAACUUUUUGACUCCAGCUUGUUAUUCUAAUCAUAAAUCUAGUUUUUGUGUUGUUCAUUAUUGACCCUUAAAUGUCAGUAUCCUUAUGUGGUUAGGUUGGGUCUAAUCUGAUUGGGGUGAAUAUACACUAGUUUAUAGAAGGGAGAAAAGUAGAGAUUGAAAUAGUUUUAAUUUCAUAAUCUUAACUAUUUCAGAAAUUCAAUUUUAAAACUGAAGUGGAAAUCACAGAAAAAGAUUGGAAAAAACCCUUUAAAAUGCUUUCUACUACUGUUGUCUUUCUCAAAUCAUGGAUACCAGUCCAGAGGAGUAAAAGGUUAUAUAUGGGUAGAAUGCCCUUGUAACUUAAAACUCCAAAUCAGGUUAUAUCUAGCGUGAAAGGGCCAGAGCAUUAGGGGCAAAAUGGCCCAUGUGUGACCAACGUACUCAGAUCUAAUGAGGGCAGGGGGGCCGUCUCCUGGCUUGGCAGCCUGCUUUUCUCCACAGCCCCAAGCUCCAUUGGCUAAUUGGAGAUGAUACCUCAAGGUGAGUGUACUUGGGCACAUUACAUUGUUUCCUACAACUAAAUUGAAGUGGUGAAGGAGAAAAGGCGAAAGAUGGUUUAACAGAAAUAAAGUGAGGGAAGAACACAACUUAGAA
Molecule: messenger RNA, 3494 nt
Organism: Condylura cristata (star-nosed mole)
Lineage: Eukaryota; Metazoa; Chordata; Mammalia; Eulipotyphla; Talpidae
Gene: RRAGC
Product: Ras-related GTP binding C
Exons: 8
Coding region: 1-1170 (389 amino acids)
Biological process (GO): positive regulation of TOR signaling; cellular response to amino acid stimulus; regulation of autophagy
Cellular component (GO): Gtr1-Gtr2 GTPase complex; nucleus; lysosome
Molecular function (GO): GTP binding; GTPase activity
Source: RefSeq, a predicted model, not a curated record